Dicentrarchus labrax (European seabass) is the source of this 1556-nucleotide messenger RNA. RefSeq names its product ICOS ligand. Gene Ontology annotation, biological process: cellular response to lipopolysaccharide; immune response; negative regulation of T cell proliferation. The transcript has 5 exons. The record is from RefSeq and is a predicted model, not a curated record. Gene Ontology annotation, cellular component: external side of plasma membrane. Lineage: Eukaryota; Metazoa; Chordata; Actinopteri; Moronidae. Bases 333 to 1328 code for a protein of 331 amino acids.
CCUGAAAAGAAGUCAAACAGGUUGGACCAAUCUCCAUAAUAUGGCUCCCAACAGGAUAUAUGCUGAUCGACACUGAGAGGGCUGAGUUUAUUAACUUCUUUAUGCGUAGGGAUCGAUAUAUUCGGCGGCACCGCAUGCCAUUUAGAUCAAGAGAAAGACAAGAGAGGUAGAGAGAGAGGUGGAGAGAGAGAGAGAGAGCAGGUACGGCACAACAAGUCGCAACAUGACUGACAAUGAAUUCCUUUAGCGUGAAUAGUCCGAAUGAGUUGGGGUUGUUAAAGAGAACGAACUGAAGAUAGGGAGUCAAAGUGAGUCAGGCAUAUAACUCAGUAAUGUCUUGGUUUUCCACUUUAAAGAGGAUUAUAUUUUUGGAGAGUUUUUGCGUCUUGUGUGCGCAAACGUGUCCGCAGCGGACGAUGCCUGUGCCACUGUGGCGCACAGGACUGCUGCUCUGCUGCCUCUGUUUCUGCGCCAGCCUGGAGGAAGAGUGCGUCUUUGGCAUAGUGGGGCAGCCGGUCUCACUGCCCUGCUUGUACCCUAAAUUAUUAACCUUUGUUAAUUUUUCCAUUGAGUGGAGGAGAGACGAUGAAGUGGUGCUCAGAUCAGUGUGGAAAAACAAUUCAAAUGUGGAGGAACUGAGCGUCAACAGCGCCACAAUCUCAGCUGAUGCUGCACGGACUGGAAACUUCUCUCUGGAGCUGCCCACAGUUUAUCCUAAAGAGCACAACAUGAGUUACAGUCUGUUCAUCAUUUCAGAGGAGAAUCAAAGUGCUGCGCUGUGCACCGUGUGCCUCAGGAUAGCAGCCAGUUUCAGUUCCCCACUGCUGCUGAGGGAAGAAGCAGCGCAGGGGGAGGAGACGGUCUUCCUGUGUCACUCUAGUGGUGGUUUUCCCGAACCUGCAGUUCAUUGGCGCAUCAACCACACCAAUGAGCCCCCUGAAGGCUCAGUGAGGACCCUGGCACUUUCACUCCCAGACUCCCAUCUGUACAACAUCACAAGCCACCUGAAGGUCAACAUUCCCAAAGAGUCCAUGGUGUCGUGCACCAUAGAGAACCUGUCCAUGAAUGAAACCUUGACAUCCACAAGCUAUGGAGUUGGGGUCAGCCCGGUGGUGAGUCGAGCAUCAGAGGCCAUGUGGAUCUUCAGUACGGGUCUGUGCGCAGUGGUUGGGGUCAUGGUGGUGGCAGGAGUCGCCUACCAGAUUCACCUGGACAGGAUAAGUAAGAGGAAGAAGCGUGAACACCAACAGGCUGACAGAGGAUACAAAAGGCGAAAUCUGUUCAAGGAGGAGACCGAGGCGAUGAAGCCGAAGGAGACGGACGUGUAAAAGUCUGAGAGGACAAAUCCCCACUUUUCUUCUGUUGACGUGAGGCAACAGUGCACUGAUUUGUAAAUACGUGUUUGUUGUGACCACUUAAUAUUCAGUACAAGUGGUGGGUUUUUAAAUAGACGAUGUAGAUAGAAGUGAAAUUACUGUAAGUUAACAAAGCAUCUCACCACUUCACAUUCUUUUGUUUGCUGUUGUUUCAAGCUUUAAUAAAGAUGCUCAUAUUCA